AUGAAGACCUCUCUGUCUCAGACUCUGUGUCCAGAGUGUGAUGAAGUCCUCUCUGUCUCAGACUCUGUGCGGCUGGUUGGAGGCUCUGGUCUCUGCUCUGGAUCACUGCAGAUCUGGGACCGGUCCUGGGUCUCGGUCUGUGAAGGGGCCUUGGACCUGAGGGGAGCAGAGGUGCUGUGCAGGGAGCUGGGCUGCAGGGGUCCUUCUGUCCUCCAGGGGGAGCUCUCUUCUCUGGGGCAGACGUUCCACUGUGAAGGCCAUGAGUCUGCUCUGGUGGACUGUCCCCGCUCCAGACCCAAGACCUGUCCCUCUGGACCCAGUGAGGACGUCAUCUGCUCAGAGCCGCUCAGGCUGGUGGGAGGGGCCAGUCGCUGCGCCGGGACAGUGGAGCUCAGACUCAGAGGAGAGUGGAGACGAGUGGGGAAGGAUUAUGGAGACUGGACCGAGGAGGACUCAGCUGCUGUGUGCAGAGAUCUGGACUCUGUCUGCAUGAAGAGGAGGAAGACUAAAGUGAGAGACUGUGUUUAUGACUUCACUGUCUCCUACACGUAUGGUGUGGAGGUGAUGUGUUCAGACUUACUGAACCGUCCAGUCCUGUCCCUCUCUGUGACUGUGGGGGCCUCCCAGGUCCAGGACUCCCAGGUCCAGGUCCAGGACUCCCAGGUCCAGGUCCAGGACUCCCAGGUCCAGGUCUCCCAGGUCGGGGUGCAGGUCGUGCGUGUGCAGUUGGGGUCUCAGUUCUCGGUCCAGUGCUCGGUGAAGCCUCAGUUCCCAGGAGGCUCCUUCCAGCUGCUCUCUCCCUCUGGGAACCACACCCUGCCUGCUGUCAAUCACUCUGCACACUUCCUGUUCAAUCACACUGGCCCCGCCCACAAAGGAGACUACACCUGUGUUUACCACCUACAGGUGUUCGGCCACAGCUUCACCUCCGAGAGCGAGAGACUGGAGCUGAGGCUGGGAGUUCAAAGGUUUAACCCGAUCAUCAGAGUCCUGAUUAUUCUACUGAUGACUCUCCUGUUCAUCCUGCCACUGUGCUACUACUGCUACAAGGGCCCAGAGGGAGGGGAGCGACCCAGGGGAGAGGGCCCAGAGGGAGGGGAACGACCCAGGGGAGAGAGCCCAGAGGGAGGGGAACGACCCAGGGGAGAGGGCCCAGAGGGAGGGGAACAACCCAGGGGAGAGGGCCCAGAGGGAGGGAGCGACCCAAGGGAGAGGGCCCAGAGGGAGGGGAGCGACCCAGGGGAGAGGGCCCAGAGGGAGGGGAGCGACCCAGGGGAGAGGGCCCAGAGGGAGGGGAGCGACCCGGGGGAGAGGGCCCAGAGGGAGGGGAGCGACCCAGGGGAGAGGGCCCAGAGGGAGGGGAGCGACCCAGGGGAGAGAGCCCAGAGGGAGGGGAGCGACCCGGGGGAGAGGGCCCAGAGGGAGGGGAGCGACCCGGGGGAGAGGGCCCAGAGGGAGGGGAGCGACCCGGGGGAGAGGGCCCAGAGGGAGGGGAACGACCCGGGGGAGAGGGCCCAGAGGGAGGGGAGCGACCCGGGGGAGAGGGCCCAGAGGGAGGGGAGCGACCCGGGGGAGAGGGCCCAGAGGGAGGGGAGCGACCCGGGGGAGGCCCGGAAGAGGAGAGAGGAGGAGACGGACCAGGAGAGGAGAGAGGAGGAGACGGACCAGAAGGAGAGGAGAGAGGAGGAGACGGACCAGAAGGAGAGGAGAGAGGAGGAGACGGACCAGGAGAGGAGAGAGGAGGAGACGGACCAGAAGGAGAGGAGAGAGGAGGAGACGGACCAGAAGAGGAGAGAGAAGGAGACGGACCAGGAGAAGAGAGAGGAGGAGACGGACCAGGAGAGGAGAGAGGAGGAGAGGGAGCAGGAGAGGAGAGAGGAGGAGACGGACCAGAAGGAGAGGAGAGAGGAGGAGACGGACCAGAAGGAGAGGAGAGAGGAGGAGACGGACCAGGAGAGGAGAGAGGAGGAGACGGACCAGGAGAGGAGAGAGGAGGAGACGGACCAGGAGAGGAGAGAGGAGGAGAGGGAGCAGGAGAAAUGA
This is a messenger RNA of Knipowitschia caucasica, 2043 nucleotides long. Lineage: Eukaryota; Metazoa; Chordata; Actinopteri; Gobiiformes; Gobiidae. The record is from the annotation of a GenBank genome assembly.